GUAGUCACACUACAUCAAGACUAGUGAAGAUGGCGGACGUGUUGAGUGUUCUUCGGCAGUACAACACCCAGAAAAAAGAAAUCGUCGCCAAAGGAGACGAAGUUAUCUUUGGAGAAUUCUCUUGGCCAAAAAAUGUCAAGACUAAUUAUGUCAUUUGGGGAACUGGUAAAGAGGGUCAGCCGAAGGAAUACUAUACUCUGGACUCCAUCCUGUUCCUGCUCAAUAAUGUGCAUCUUCCUCAUCCAUCCUACGUGCGAAGAGCUGCAACGGAGAACAUUCCGGUUGUCAGACGACCUGAUCGAAAGGGCCUGCUGUCGUAUCUCAAUGGGGAAAGUUCUACUUCAACAAGUAUAGACAGAAGUGCCCCCAUAGAAAUCGGUUUGCAAAGGCCAACACAAGUCAAACGAGCUGCAGACGAGGUGUCAUCUGAAGCCAAGAAACCAAGGAUAGAGGAUGAGGAAAGAGUGCGCCUGGACAAGGAGCGUCUUGCUGCCCGGCUGGAGGGUCACAAAGAAGGAAUUGUGCAGACUGACCAGAUCAGGUCGCUGUCCGAGGCCAUGUCGGUGGAGAAGAUUGCCGCAAUCAAGGCCAAGAUCAUGGCCAAGAAGCGCUCCACCAUCAAGACCGACCUGGACGAGGACAUCACCCUGAAGCAGAGGAGCUUUGUGGACGCGGAGGUGGACGUGACCAGGGACAUCGUCAGCAGAGAGCGUGUCUGGCGGACCAGGACCACCAUCCUACAAAGCACUGGGAAGAACUUCUCCAAAAACAUAUUUGCCAUCCUGCAGUCGGUGAAGGCCAGGGAGGAGGGACGCGCGCCCGAGCAGAGGCCUGCACAGAACACCGCCCAGGUGGACCCGUCCAUAAGAAACAAACAGCCCAUUCCCGCUGCCUAUAACCGUUACGACCAGGAGCGAUUUAAAGGAAAAGAGGAAACGGAGGGGUUCAAGAUUGACACCAUGGGAACCUACCACGGUAUGACCCUGAAGUCUGUGACGGAGGGAGCAUCUGCCCGGAAGGCCCAGACACCAGCCCUGCAGCCUGUCCCCAGACCAGUUUCCCAAGCCAGACCCCCACCAAAUCAAAAGAAGGGCUCGCGCACCCCCAUCGUCAUCAUCCCAGCCGCCACCACGUCCCUCAUCACUAUGCUUAACGCCAAGGACCUUCUGCAGGACCUCAAGUUUGUGACAUCUGAGGAGAAAAAGAAGCAGGGCAUCCAGCGGGAUAACGAGGUGCUGCUCCAGAGGCGUAAGGACCAGAUCCAGGCCGGGGGGGCCGCGCUGAGUGUCACCGUGCCCUACAGGGUCAUCGACCAGCCCCUCAAACUGGCCCCACAGGACUGGGAUCGCGUGGUGGCGGUGUUCGUGCAAGGCCCCGCCUGGCAGUUCAAAGGCUGGCCGUGGCUGCUGCCGGAUGGAUCCCCUGUGGACAUUUUCGCCAAAAUUCGAGCCUUUCACCUGAAGUACGACGAGCAGAAGAUGGACCCCAAUGUGCAGAAGUGGGACGUGACCGUGCUGGAGCUGAGCCACCACAAGCGCCACCUCGACCGGCCCAUGUUCCUGAAGUUCUGGGAGACCCUCGACAGAUACAUGGUGAAACACAAAUCCCACCUGAGGUUCUAAACGUGGCACAUGGCCCUCCUCCCUCCACGGGUUCCGUCACAAUCUCCCCCCUCGCCCCAAACAUCGCCCCCUUGUCGUCAUCCGGACUAAUGUUAGUCGAGAGAGGACUUGCCCCGCCGGACGUUUGUGGCCCUGGGAUGCCCUCCAGUGUGUUGAGAGAGUCUUUCAGGAAAACCCCCGUCUGCCUGCUCUUCAUAUGUUUUCAUAGUUUCAAGCAUCAGAUGCUCUAUGUCAGACUGCAAGAGGUUGGGGGGGGGUUCAAUGUCUUCAGCGACUUGUAUAGUUGGGGGACAAAAAUAUCCAAACUAGAUUGGCCUUGUGUCUUACAGUGGAGACAGAUUGAAGUGCAAGAUGGAGAGAACAGCAGCGGGAUGAGGGAGAGGCAGGAAAACAAACAGCGCCCCAUAUUAAAUCCUUCUGUCAAAUUGAAUCUCGUAAAAUCCAUUAGGAAAAAAAGGCCCUGGAUAAGAAGCCGUUCGGAAAUCUGGCGGUACAAAUAAAAGGCACUGCUGAGGAUAAGGGACCUGAGACCUUUGUCGCUGCUUAAUUUUUCCUGUGUUUUGUUUAAUCCCCCCCCCCACCCCCAUCUUAACUAAUGGACUAUUAAUAGUCUAGAGCUGUUGACGAGGGCCCUGGUCAUCAGUAACGCUCUGAAGGGAGCAUUAUUAAAUCCUAGGCUAAAAGGGUGGAGUGACGCGGUCUUGUAGCCAAUCCACCUGAGCAGUGUCGUUAUGAGCGACCCAAAUGUACAUAUUAUUAUAAAUGAGUUAAACUGUCUGAACAGACUUCGAAGAAACUCAAAGAAGCUAUUCUCCUUUUCUGGAUACGUAGCUAAGCUCUUAUUGAUUCGUUGACCUAUUCCAGACAGUCAAUUCCAGUCUCUGCUCGGUGUUUCUCUUCUUUUGGACUGUGUAUCACUUUUGUCAGGCCAUAAAGUUACAAAGGUUGAAUCCCUUUUCUUUUCUUUUUUUGGUGUUGUUCAAAUGAAUUAUGGCGGAGAUUUGCUUUGUUUUAUGUGUUCACAGUGCAAAUGCAUAAUAAAAGCUGGUAGAGAA
Esox lucius (northern pike) is the source of this 2677-nucleotide messenger RNA. It is a transcript of the gene cdc73, whose product is annotated as cell division cycle 73, Paf1/RNA polymerase II complex component, homolog (S. cerevisiae). The transcript has 17 exons. Gene Ontology annotation, molecular function: RNA polymerase II complex binding. Gene Ontology annotation, cellular component: Cdc73/Paf1 complex. Gene Ontology annotation, biological process: positive regulation of transcription elongation by RNA polymerase II; transcription elongation by RNA polymerase II. The record is from RefSeq and is a predicted model, not a curated record. The coding region runs from base 30 to 1622 and encodes 530 amino acids. Lineage: Eukaryota; Metazoa; Chordata; Actinopteri; Esociformes; Esocidae.